This is a messenger RNA of Tetrahymena thermophila SB210, 501 nucleotides long. RefSeq lists its product as hypothetical. The transcript has a single exon. The record is from RefSeq and is a predicted model, not a curated record. Lineage: Eukaryota; Ciliophora; Oligohymenophorea; Hymenostomatida; Tetrahymenidae.
AUAAUUAAGCAAAAAAAAAAAUUUAAUUAAAUAACUUUGAAAAACAAACAAACCAUCAUAUUAUUUUUUCAAAAAUUUAUUGAUAUUAAAAUGGGCUGCGUACAAUCUGCUAAACCAAUGAACAGAAAGAGUUUAUAAAUUGAAUAAAAUAUGAAUGAUUGCUCCAUUCAAGUCGCUAAGAAAAGAUACAACCCUGAUUUAAUGAAAAAUGGUUGCUAAGCUGCUGAAUUAAAUGAUUUCUCUCUUUGUGCUACUGAUAAGAAAAGAGGAAAUUAUGACGACAUUGAUGAUAUGAAUGAAUUCGAUAACUCAUUUGAUGAUGAAAAGAAUACAAAUUCAUCUAAAUCUGAAGAACAAUAAGAUACAAAAUAAGUUAUUCCUGCUUAAAUGCAAAUUAACUGGUAAUUAUAAAAUAAUAUUGGUGAAAGCUCUCUCCUUCAAAGAAGAUUCAUCAACAAUAAAUUAAAAAUUAAUUCUAAUUGUGAAAUCGCUUGCUAAUGA